This is a messenger RNA of Phacochoerus africanus (Common warthog), 2122 nucleotides long. It is a transcript of the gene ZNF132, whose product is annotated as zinc finger protein 132. The record is from RefSeq and is a predicted model, not a curated record. Gene Ontology annotation, cellular component: nucleus. Gene Ontology annotation, molecular function: RNA polymerase II transcription regulatory region sequence-specific DNA binding; DNA-binding transcription factor activity, RNA polymerase II-specific. Gene Ontology annotation, biological process: regulation of transcription by RNA polymerase II. NCBI's taxonomy places the organism in Eukaryota, Metazoa, Chordata, Mammalia, Artiodactyla, Suidae. The transcript is spliced from 3 exons.
AUGGGUUGUUGGCAUGGAUUGAAAGAUGAGGAGGUAGGUUCCAAGCAGAAUGCUUCAGUAGAAGUGGUAGCACAUGUCAGGGUUCCCAGUGUGCAUCCUUCCACCCAGAAGGCUAACAACUGUGACAUGCGUGACCCAUUCUUUAAAGACAUUCUGCAUUUGCAUGAACAUCAGGAAACACAUGCUGAGGAGACUCCCUACACAUGUGUAGCAUGUGGAAGAGAGUUUUGGUUCAGUGCAAACCUUCACCAACAUCAGAAGGAGCACAGUGGAGAAAAGCCCUUCAGAAGGUACAAGGACAGGGACUUACUAGUGGAGAGCUCAAUAGUCUGCCUGUCAGAGAAGCCAUUCACCUUUGGGUUAUGUGGUAAGGAUGUCUUGGACAGCAAUAACCUCCUCCAGAAGCCAAAGGCUGAUGGCAGUGGGAAGCCACGUAGCAGCACAAAGUGCAAGGAGGCCUUACCACACUGUUCCAAUCAUGGACAGCUCCCAGAAGUCCAUAGCUCACAGAAGCCCUUCAAGUGCAGUGGCUGUGGAAAAGCCUUCCAGAAGGGUUCCAUCUUGCUCAACCACCUGAGAACUAACUCUGAAGAGAUAGUUAGACACCCAAGAAUUGGAAAUUCCUUAGAGGAGAAAUCAACCCUAGUUAAUGACCAAAAAUUUCACACUGGAGAAACAUCUCAUGUAUGUGAGGAGUGUGGGUAGGCCUUUAGUCACCCAUCUAAACUGAGGAAGCAUCAGAAAUUUUACAGUGGAGUAAAAUAGGAGUGCAGCAACUGUGGGAAAACCUUCAGCCACAAACUCAUACUUGUUCAUCACCAUAGAAUUCACACAGGAGGGAGUUCCCGUCGUAGCGAGACAAAAAAAAGAAUUCACACAGGAGAAAGGCCUUACAAGUGCAAUGAAUGCGGGAAAGCUUUCAAUAACAGGUCACACCUCACUCGGCAUGAAAAAGUUCACACUGGAGAAAGACCUUUUGAGUGCAGCAAAUGUGGAAGAGCCUUCAGCCAAAGCUCCAAUUUCCUUCGGCACCAGAAAGUUCACAACCAAGUAAGACCUUAUGCAUGCAAUGAAUGCAGUAAAGCCUUCAGCCGCAGCUCUGCUCUCAUUCAGCACUGGAGAGUUCACACUGGAGAAAGGCCUUUUGAGUGCAAUGAGUGUGGAAGAGCUUUUAACAGUAACUCCAACCUUGCUCAGCAUCAGAAAGUUCACACCGGAGAACAGCCUUUUGAAUUCAUCGAAUGUGGGAGAGAUUUUAGCCAAAGCUCCCACCUCUUUCGACAUCAGAAAGUUCACACUGGAGAACGGCCUUUUGGAUGCAGUGAAUGUGGCAAAGCAUUUGGCAAUAGCUCCAUACUCACUCAGCACCAGAAAGUACAUACUGGGCAAAGAUGCUAUGAGUGCAGUGAAUGUUGAAAAUCCUUCAGUCGCAACUCCAGCCUGAUUCAGCACUGGAGAAUUCACACUGGAGAAAGGCGUUAUAAGUGCAGUGAAUGUGGGAAAGCCUUUGCUCACAGUUCCAGUCUCAUUGAGCACUGGAGAGUUCACACAAGAGAAAGGCCUUAUGAAUGUAAUGCAUGUGGGAAGUUCUUCAGCCAAAACUCCAUUCUCAUUAAACAUCAGAAAGUUCACACUGGAGAAAAGCCUUAUAAGUGCACUGAAUGUGGAAAAUUCUUUAGCCGCAAGUCCAGCCUCAUUUAUCACUGGAGAAUUCACACUGGGAAAAGGCCUUAUGAGUGCAGUGAAUGCGGGAGAGUUCACACACAAGAAAGGCCUCAUGAGUGCAGCCAAUGUGGAAAAGCCUUCAGUGAAAGAUCCACACUUGUUUGACACCAGAUAGUUCACACUAGAGAGAGGACUUACACGAGUGCAGUAGCUGUGGGGAAAUCUUCAGCCGCCUCUGCAAGCUUGCUCAGCAUAAAAGGAUUCAUACCUGAGUGAAACUUUAUGAAAAUAGUAUUUGCGAGAAAAUCUUCAGCCACGUCAAACUUAAUGCAGCAGCAUAUCCACAGGGAAAUUACCUGGAGUUCCCACUGUGGUGCAACAAGAUCAGUGGCAGUCUCUAAAAUUCUGGGAUGCCAGUUUGAUCCCCAGCCUGGCCUAGUGGAUUAAGGAUACAGUA